Cydia pomonella (codling moth) is the source of this 1405-nucleotide messenger RNA. RefSeq lists its product as uncharacterized. The transcript has 8 exons. NCBI's taxonomy places the organism in Eukaryota, Metazoa, Arthropoda, Insecta, Lepidoptera, Tortricidae. The record is from RefSeq and is a predicted model, not a curated record. The coding region runs from base 1043 to 1405 and encodes 120 amino acids.
AUUUUGUUUUCUUGAAAGAUUUAGAUUAUUACUACAGAAUAAUUUAUUAUUGUAGUUCGGUGUUUAAUAUAAACAGUCCAGCUAACUAUAUACUGUUUGCAAGUCGUGAACAUGUUAGAUGCAGAAAUAAAUAAUGAAUGGACAAUACUGGAUUACCUGAAUGAUGACUGCUGGUAUGCAGUGUUGCAAUAUGUGGCCGUCCCAGACCUGAUCCGGACAGAGAGCACCAGCAGGCAUUGGCAGAAACGGUUGCUGCAGUACUUGCGAGGAGUCCGUUUAAUGGUUAUAGACACAUAUAAUUCCUAUAAACUGAAGACUCCCAAGAGACAUUCAAAGGACACUAGAUUAAAUCUGCAAAAGCCAGCAUACGAGUCAUUUGUGAUGUGGACUGACAAACUAGGCUCUUCAGUAGUGGCUACUGUCUGCUAUAAUGUGGAAAUUUUGGGAAUAAUUAGAAAGAACUGCCCUAAUUUGGAAAGCCUAUUUUUUUCCGACAUCCCUGACAGUUGUGAGUCACGCGUGUUUCCCUACAAUCUGAAUAAGGACUUCAAAAGCUUGAAGGGGCUAUGUUUCAAUCAAUGUUGUGUAACUGACAACUGCACCAACCAAUUUAUAGCAGAUAAAGCAUUGGAAGAAAUAGACAUUAGUGACUGUCCAAAAGUGACAGGGGAUUUUUUAAAUACCAUAAACCUGUCAAGCUUAAAAUCCGUUGUCUUACUUUCAUGCGAUAAUUUCGACUUGGAGCACUUGAUUUACGCCGACCUUGGCAAUCUGACAAGUUUGAUACUAUAUCAUAUGAAAUAUAGAACAUUUGAAGUCCAAGAAGGAAUACAAAAUAUGCUGGAUAGAAUGCCUAAAUUAGAAUAUUUGGAAAUAUACAAUUAUGAUGAUAAAAUGGUUUGCUAUGAUUAUGGGCCUCUAUCGCGUCUGACACGUUUGCAGCAUCUCUUGGUGUCCUAUUCAAGUGCCCAAUGAGGGUGUUGAAGCUAUAUUGCAGAACUGCCAGGAGUUGACGAGCUUGAAUUUCUCUGAUUGCGCAGCAAUGACCGGGUGCUCCGUGGCUGCCUCCGUGUGCCGCUGGGGCGCGCGGCUCCGCUCGCUGACGCUGGAUGGCAUCGAGAGUUUGGAUGACGAAGAUGUGGUUGCCGUCAUCAGAGGAUGCCCCGAGAUUAUGUCGUUGGAGUUGAUAGGAUCGAAGUAUUUGACGCCCGACCUGCCGGCGCUCGCGUCGGCGGCGCGCCACGCGGCGCGGCCCGGCGUGCGGCUGCGGCUCCAGAUAGACUACAGCCUUAUGUCGGAUGAGGUUCGAAUGGCACAAAUGUGCGGGGAGUAUGAUCAGUUCAAGUCAGAGUAUGAAGACCUGGAUAUAGAGUUUUAUGGUUACCUUAAAAUAAUUUUACAGUAG